Molecule: messenger RNA, 429 nt
Organism: Knipowitschia caucasica
Lineage: Eukaryota; Metazoa; Chordata; Actinopteri; Gobiiformes; Gobiidae
Source: the annotation of a GenBank genome assembly
AUGGCGUCGGGGAGCCAUCCGAUUCUCUCCUCUGCUCCUCUGCAGAUUCUGCUCUAUCUAAACAGGUGGUACUUCGCUGCUUUCUACGUGGCAGAGAUACUUAUGUUUAUUUACAAAGGUGUGCUGCUGCCGUACCCCUCAGAGAACCUGGCUCUGGACGUGGUCAUGAUGGCGCUGUUUGCCGCUUUAGAGACGCUCCGGAUCUUCUAUGCGGAGAAGGGGAACCUGUGUGAGCGCUCGUUGGCCUCUGGCAUCUCCCUCCUGGUGCUGCUGCCCUCUGCUGCCCUCUGCGUGUACUUCCUUCUGCUGCAGACCUUCGUGCUGAGGCUGGAGCUGGUGCUGGGAGCGCUGCUGCUGUGCUUCCACUGCGCUGAGUUUGUGUUGGGUCUGCUCACACUCGCCAUGUUCUCCAGGUCCAGGGUCUACUGA